This is a messenger RNA of Daucus carota subsp. sativus, 1429 nucleotides long. RefSeq lists its product as uncharacterized. The transcript has 6 exons. NCBI's taxonomy places the organism in Eukaryota, Viridiplantae, Streptophyta, Magnoliopsida, Apiales, Apiaceae. Gene Ontology annotation, cellular component: nucleus. Gene Ontology annotation, biological process: regulation of DNA-templated transcription. Bases 63 to 1070 code for a protein of 335 amino acids. The record is from RefSeq and is a predicted model, not a curated record.
CCAUACAUUUCACAUUCCCCUGUUUAUAUCACACUCUCCCCUUUGUUGAAGCAGCAGCAGCAAUGGCGAGUGGCAGGAAAAGAGGGCGACCCAUCAAGCAAAAACCCAAUAAAGAGCACCAAGAAUCCCCAAAUGACAACAAAAAUGAAUAUGAAAAGAUGAGACAGGAAAGAAUCAAAGAGAAUUUAGCAAGAAUGAAGCAAAUGGGUAUCUUAGAACUCUCCAAGAAGCUCAGUGGUGAGUCUCGUAAGGCCUCUCCCUCGAAGAAGUCAAGGGGUUGUGUUAGAAAGAUUCAAGCUUUGCCUGAUUCAACUAGGAGGUCUUCUAGAUUGAAUACUAUGACGCGGGUUAAUUAUGCUGAAGGGGCACACUCUCCUAAAAAAGCCGGGAGAGCUGCAAGGGUUACUGAGAUUCAUCUACAACAAGGUUCAGAACCUGAAAUUUAUACGGCAGAGCAUGAAAAACUUUUAGGUGAUUGCAAGACAAAAUGGGCUUUGUAUGUGGAUGGUUACGACAAAAAUGGGAAACGAAUAUAUGAUCCAGUUGAAGGGAAGGGUUGCCAUCAGUGCAGGCAGAAAACUCUUGGACGGCGUACUCGGUGCAGCUCUUGCAAGACAGGACAAGGGCAAUUUUGUGGCGACUGUUUAUUCACGAGAUACGGUGAAAAUGUUAUUGAAGUGAAUAAGAAUCAAAGCUGGAUUUGCCCUGUCUGUCGAGGAAUAUGCAACUGCAGUUGUUGCCGACUAAGCAAAGGAUGGAAGCCUACUGGUUCCAUCUAUAGGAAGGUGAAACGUCUAGGGUUCAAAUCUGUGGCACAUUAUCUCAUUCAAAGCCGAUUUGCUCAAACAAUCCAAGAAGGGCCAACUAAAGAAGAUCCAGAUUCUCAGAACGGGCUAUUGCCUACUACAAAUGGAGAAUCUGAGCCAACCUAUGGAAUUUCGAACUCGCAAUCAGACGGGAAUGAAGAAAUAGAAGAGGAUAGUGAUCUUGGUAGCAUGAACGGCGGUACAUACAACCAAGAUGGAAACAUUGAAGAUUAUGAUACCGUUAACAAUAAUGAACGGAAGUGAGGAGUACCAUGGUAAAAUUUUGUAGCUUGUUAUGGAGAUGCUGGUGAUGAUGAAAAUUUCUGAGGUUUAAUGAAGAGGACAGUGGUAAGUAUAUUUUUGAAAGUUUGAUAGAUUUUGAAAUCGACUCAAGUCUUGAGCCCAACAUAUAAUGAUAUAUAUAGUGUUUUGGCACCUGAACUGUUUUCCAACAAGUAUUUGGAACAUCUAUGAGCAAUCUUGUACUUUGGUACUCACAUUCAGCUGCCUUUUCCUGUUACGAUGCAGUAAUUUUGUAGCUUUUAAGUGUUAUAAGCAGUCAUGAAUGUUAAAUCUGUUCGGGUUUCUGUUUUUGGUUAUGUUCAGGGAAAUUUUUAAGCUGA